UCGAUGCAGUCGCCAUUUUGGUUCGUUCCACGAGGCCGGCCAGCAAAUCUGACCUUUCGGUGGUAGAGGCCUGUCCUUGAGUAGUCCACCAUCAUGCCGACUACCCUACCACCCAAAGAGAACGCUCUGUUCAAAAGAAUACUGAAAUGCUACGAACACAAGCAGUACAAAAAUGGGCUGAAAUUCGCCAAGCAGAUCCUUUCCAAUCCGAAGUUCUCGGAACACGGAGAAACGUUGGCAAUGAAAGGCUUGACUCUCAACUGCUUGGGGAGAAAGGAGGAAGCUUAUGAAUUUGUUCGACGAGGUUUGCGAAAUGACCUUAAGAGUCAUGUGUGUUGGCAUGUUUAUGGACUGUUACAAAGAUCUGAUAAAAAAUAUGAUGAAGCAAUCAAGUGUUACAGGAAUGCACUGAAAUGGGAUAAGGAAAAUAUCCAAAUAUUGAGAGAUCUGUCACUAUUGCAGAUUCAGAUGCGGGAUUUGGAGGGUUACAGGGAAACUAGAUACCAGUUGCUGAAACUCAGGCCAGGACAGAGGGCUUCUUGGAUUGGAUAUGCUAUCUCCUACCAUUUGCUGAAAGAUUAUGACAUGGCAUUCACGAUUCUGGAUGAGUUUCGCAAAACUCAAAAUAUUUCCUCCCCAAAGUAUGACAUUGAGCAUGGUGAGCUGCUCUUGUAUCAAAAUAUGGUGCUCAGAGAAGCUGGAAGACCUCAGAAGGCCUUGGAUCAGUUGACAAGCUAUGAACUACUGAUGCAUGAUAAACUUGUGGUGCGAGAAAUCAAAGGGUCUUUACUCCUUGAAUUAAAGCAGUUCAAGGAGGCAGAGCGAAUUUACAGAGACUUACUGCGGAGAAAUCCAGAGAAUAAGCAUUACUACCAAGAACUGGAAAAAGCAUUGCAGUUAGAAAACCCAGAUGACCGAUUUAACCUGUACAUGAAGUACUCUGAGUUAUAUCCAAGAGCACAGGCCCCAAAGAGAAUACCCCUUUCUUUUACAUCAGGAGAAACUUUUGCUCAAUUGAUAGACAACUACAUGAGACCUGCAAUUCACAAGGGAGUGCCACCUUUGUUUAACAACAUCAGGACUUUAUACACUGAAAAGGACAAGGUAAAGAUAGUUGAAAAUGUAGCCCUUGGGUAUCUGGACAAUCUCAAUACGUUUGGAACAUUGACAGGGAAAGGUGGUGAUCUUGAGCCUCCCACAGCAAUCCUGUGGGUAUACCACUUCCUAGCCCAGCAUUUUGAUUAUCUACGGGACAGCAAGAAGGCUAUGGAGUACAUAGACAAAGCUCUGGAGCACACACCUACUCUAAUUGAAGCAUACAUGGUCAAAGCCAGGAUUUAUAAGCAUGGCGGAGACAUGGAAAAAGCUGCACAUUGUAUGGACGAAGCACGCUCUCUUGACACUGCUGACAGAUAUGUCAAUUGCAAAUGUGCCAAGUACCAGCUGCGAGCCAAUCAAGUUCAAAAAGCUGAGGAAACAUGUGGAUUGUUCACUAGGGAAGGAGUUGGUGCUGCUGAGAACUUGAAUGAAAUGCAGUGUAUGUGGUUCCAAACAGAGAGUGGUUAUGCUCUACAAAGACAAGGAAAGCUAGGAGAAGCUUUGAAGAAAGCCCAUGAGAUUGAGAGACAUUUUGAUGAAAUUACAGAGGAUCAGUUUGAUUUUCAUACCUACUGUAUGAGGAAAAUGACUCUUAGAGCUUAUGUGAGAUUGCUGCGGCUUGAGGACGUUCUUCGAAGCCACCGAUUUUACUUCAAAGCUGCCAAAAUGGCAAUAGAGUGUUAUGUUCGGCUUCAUGAUAAACCUAUGACUGCAAGCGAUGAAGAUGCUGAAGCAGGGUCCAGUGAGCUCUCAGCCAAAGAUUUGAAGAAACUACGAAGUAAACAAAGAAGAGCGGAGAAAAAAGCCCAGGAAAGCAAGAAGGCCACUAAUGACGUAAAAGAAAACAAAGAGAGUGACAAGAAGGCAGAUCCCUUUAAAGAACCUCCGUUGGAAUCAGACGCGUUAGUCAGGGUGACAGAUCCAUUAGAUCAAGCUCUCAAAUUCCUCCGGCCGUUACAAAAUCUGGCGUCAAGUAGAAUAGAAACUCAUUUGUUGGCGUAUGAAGUGUUCAGCAGAAAAGGCAAACUUCUGCUGAUGUUACAGUCUGUUAAACGUGCGCACGCCAUAGAUGCAAACCAUCCCAAACUCCAUGAACACUUAGUCAAGCUUGCUGUCAAAGUUUCUGAGUCAAAGCACAUGAAGGAGCCUGUGGCAAUUGUAAUAGAACGAGAGUUGAAGACUCUUCUUGACGGAAACGAUAUCAAACAGUUUAAUGCCGAUUUCGUGGAAAAACAUUCUCAUUCCUUGCUUCAUAGAUUUUCAGGGAGCAAGAUGCUGUGUCUUUUGGAUGCUUCUAAGGUAGACGAUGCGCUGGCGCUGGUUACGGACUUAUCUGAUAGUCUAGAAGAUAGGACAUUAGAGACCUGCACAAUGAUUUACAACGCUCUUUUAGAGGGUACGUUUGGCGAGUGCACUGAUUUGACAAGGGAGUAUUACCUCAAAUGCAGGACUGUAUUUCCUUUGGCUUCUGUGUUCGCAAAAGACGACGGAGUUGUCGGGAAUGUAAAUGGAAUAGACGGUGUCCAGACUGGCGCAAGUGAGCCGUUAUGCGACGGCGUGGCUUAAGUUGAAUGACGAAACACCUGAGCAAUUUAAACUGCCAUUUUAUGCAGACACGCCCAACGGCCUUUUAAAUGUGUGGAGAAUGGAAGAUGAAAAGUCCAUGAUGUACUUUGUUCAGAGAAUUUUAAGUAUUUUGGUGAAAGAAUGCUGCAAAAUAUGAAAACCACUUCGUUGGGUAGAAACGGGCUACUCAGAGAAAAAGUGGUCGAAAGUGUUCUUAGGACUUGGAGGAGCUGCUCCAACAAAUGAUUGCAACAAACAUUGUACUAAAUUCUCGCGAGGUGUUACACCUUGACUCUUGUCCCAUGCAGAAACGAUUAACCAGGAACCGAGUUCAACUUAGAUUUUGACGCUGAAAGCUGAAGUUAAAUUGUAAAAAAUCCAAACAUUGUUCCCAUAAGCCUCCUUCGUAGCUUUUCUUUAAUAUGCCAGAAAACUUUGUUUGACAUCUUGUGAACGGCUACGAAGGAGACGAGAGCUCUUUGAGAUAUUCCAAAAAAUUACUUAUCACCAUUUGAAUCACAACGCAGCUUAUUUUUAAAAAUAAACGAACAAUUCACGAUGGAAUUAGUUUCGCCAAGCCUAAAGAAAAUAUUGUUAAACAUUUCCAUUUAAGGUCUACUUCAAACGCCAAAGAUUUUAUGAGCUGAAACGUAUAACUGGAAUUUGGAGUAUAGUUAUGUUCGUUUGUCUUAAUUAAGAACGGCUAUUUCCAUAGGAAAUGACAGAGCCAUUUUCGCUGACUUCCUUAGCUAAGUAGAGCCAGAAAAAAGGCACUUUUCUCAAACCACUAAAUAUCCUGGAACUUUGUUAGAGACACGUUCAACCUCAGGAUCAAAAAUGCGUCCUUUUAAUAAUUUCGGUUGGCCCUAUACGAAUUUGACUCGGGCUCACGAAUGGAUUGGCUUUUGAAACGGACGCAAGUCGCGUCAAAUGUGAUCCAAACUUUCUAAUCUGAUUGGUUUUCUUUGAUUGGAGAGUGAGGAUUGACCUAUUUUGAUGACUUUCGACGCGAGUUAACAUGAAUAUCCCCGAGUUGCAUAGGUUUUUGGCGCGACUCGGAAGAGAACUGAAGAUUACACUUGAACAUAACAAUUAAUGUUCACCCACACAGCGCGUUCUUAUCUCGAUCAAUCAAUAAAACGAUGAUUUCUUGGACAAAACUCAA
This is a messenger RNA of Pocillopora damicornis (cauliflower coral), 3829 nucleotides long. RefSeq names its product N-alpha-acetyltransferase 15, NatA auxiliary subunit. Gene Ontology annotation, biological process: N-terminal peptidyl-methionine acetylation. Gene Ontology annotation, molecular function: protein binding. Gene Ontology annotation, cellular component: cytoplasm; NatA complex. The record is from RefSeq and is a predicted model, not a curated record. NCBI's taxonomy places the organism in Eukaryota, Metazoa, Cnidaria, Anthozoa, Scleractinia, Pocilloporidae.